Molecule: messenger RNA, 5929 nt
Organism: Orcinus orca (killer whale)
Lineage: Eukaryota; Metazoa; Chordata; Mammalia; Artiodactyla; Delphinidae
Gene: KIF19
Product: kinesin family member 19
Exons: 19
Coding region: 2131-5235 (1034 amino acids)
Biological process (GO): microtubule-based movement
Molecular function (GO): microtubule binding; microtubule motor activity; ATP binding
Source: RefSeq, a predicted model, not a curated record
UGAUGCUGCCCGGGUGAGAAGAGGUAAAAGCUGGAGCCCGGGGCCAGGUCGGGGCAGGGAUGGCCAGGAGACAUGGAAGAGGAGAUGCACUUGCAGAAGUAGAACCGCCAGGACUGGAACAUGGAGAGGGGAAGUCAAAGAUGACUUAGAGGUGUGGGGCUCUAAGGACGGGGGUGUCAUUGACAGAAGCACUGGAGUCAAGUGGGGGACAUUUGAGAAUAGAGAUGACUUUGUGAUGAGUCAGAAUCUAAGUAAUAUGGGCUGGGACCACCCGCUUAGAAGGUCCUCUUAUUUUUACCACCAUGGGCCAUCCUGAGUGGGAUUUAUGCAUGAGGAGGAACAGAAAAGAGAGAGAAAAUUAGCUAUAGUGUAAUUGAUUGGAGGCCUCGUGUGUUGAUCCAAAUGGAUCAGCCUCGGGGGUCUGAAAUGCAAGCCUGGAGGGUGUUUUCUUUCCUUCCUUUCUUAACAAAUUUUGGAUUUUCUUUCUCUUUUUUUUUGGUCUCACCGCAAGGAUUGUGGGAUCUUAGUUCCCCGACCAGGGAUCCAACCAGGCCCUCGGCAAUGAAAGCACAGGGUCCUAACCACUGGACCUCCAGGGAAUUCCCUGGAGGGUGUUUUCAACCCAAAUGACACAUCUUCAAACUUACCUGCUUCUCCAUGCAGCUCGCCCAUUUGCAAACUGGCCAGCCUCCGUGCACAGAGCAGCCUGGGCCACAGAACGGGACAAAACGUUGGGAGCCCAUGCUGGAGUGUUGGGUUUCCACCGAGCUUUACUGGGUUUACCUAUUUAUCAAAUCCAAAGCCACCGGCGGCUUUCUGCAACUGUUUAUUAAUAACUAUACCUAACACGAGCUCCUUGGGGUCAGCCGGGGAAGCCAGUCCUAGAACACAGGCUGGCAUCAUGUUCUGGACGUGCACCAGGCCGUCUGAGAUGGCCGCAGGGGAUAAGCGGCUCUUCCUGUACCCAGCUCCUUAAAAGGGAAGUGAACCCCACUGGACUCCCCUUGCCCAGUCUUUGCAGGGGGGCUGCCUGGCUCAGCUUCAGGGGGUGCAGGAGGAGACAAGAAAGAUGACGGCUUCUUCCAUCAGAAGCAGGUGGAGCUCCACCAUCACCCAGGAAACUAAGGCCCAGAGAGUACAGGAAACACUGACUCCACGUGGUUCUGCAAGUUGGAUUCAGAGCCGGGACCAGAAUCCUGUUUUCCUGGGGCCCCUGAGGCCAGGAAUCUUUCCACUGUGCUCCCUGAGUGUGUAAUUGCUGUUGUUCUCACCAAGAAUGGAGGCCGCAGCGUCUGACCUGUACUUUCUUGAACGCUGUCGUGGCUGUUACAGCAGGCAGGGAGCCGGAAGGCACACUGACCCAACCAUCUUGACCUAGAUUCCGGGUUUACGGAUCAGGUCUGGUUUGCUAGCGAGGUACACUGAGAGGCGGGCUCUUCUGUGACACAACCCAAGUGACAUAGAUGCUCCCCUGCACACUCGGGUGGGCAGCCGGGGCAAAGGGCGAACUCUUUGCCCGCUCUGUCAUUGGACACGCGGUGGAGACACCACGCCAGCGACACGAGCCCACAGCCACGAUGCACGCAGCGCCCAUGGAAACACAAGGCUGCCAGCCGCCGCCCUGGAGACGCUGAGUCAGACAGACAGACAGGCCGGCAGAGGAUGCUCGCGGCCCCAGCGGGAGGCAGCGUGUCUGUCUCUCGAGCCACGCGGCCGGACGGGCGCCCCCUGGAGGGCCGUGGAAGAGGAGCCCAGGCCACGAGCCCCGGGGCGCGGGGAAGGGGCGCCGAGAGCUACCAAACGGACGGACGCAGGGCCGCGCCGAAGGCCGGAGGGUCGCACAGGCGGACACCCGCCGGGAAAGCGGAGCAGCCUAGGGCGCCUCCCCGGCGGAGGCGGCCACCCCUCGGCAGCAGCGCGGAGGGGCGGGGGCGCGGGAGGCGGGAGGCGCCGUCGGGGCCCUCCCCCGGCCCCGCCUCCCUGUCGGCGGCCUCGGCCGCGGGCGCGUCGUUGGUUUCGGGUUGUCAGGCAGCAGCAGCGCAGGCGAGGCUGCGAGGGAGCCGGCGGCGGUGGGGCUGCGGCUCGGCCACGACCGCUGUCGCGGCCUGAGCCCUUCCACCCGCCGCCAGCAUGAAGGACAGCGGGGACUCCAAGGACCAGCAACUCAUGGUGGCGCUCCGGGUCCGGCCCAUCAGCGUGGCGGAGCUGGAAGAAGGAGCCACUCUCAUCGCCCAUAAAGUAGACGAGCAGAUGGUGGUUCUUAUGGACCCAAUGGAAGACCCCGACGACAUCCUGCGGGCGCAUCGCUCCCGGGAGAAGUCCUACCUAUUCGACGUGGCCUUUGACUUCACUGCCACCCAGGAGAUGGUGUAUCAGGCCACCACCAAGAGCCUCAUUGAAGGUGUCAUCUCAGGCUACAAUGCCACUGUCUUUGCCUAUGGUCCCACAGGCUGCGGGAAAACCUACACCAUGCUGGGCACAGACCACGAGCCCGGCAUCUACGUUCGGACCCUCAAUGACCUCUUCUGUGCCAUUGAGGAGACCAGCAACGACAUGGAAUAUGAGGUGUCCAUGUCCUACCUGGAGAUCUACAAUGAGAUGAUCCGGGACCUGCUGAACCCUGCCCUGGGGUACCUGGAGCUGAGGGAGGACUCCAAAGGGGUGAUCCAGGUGGCCGGGAUCACCGAGGUCUCCACCGUCAAUGCCAAAGAGAUCAUGCAGCUGCUGUUGAAGGGGAACCGGCAGAGGACCCAGGAGCCCACGGCCGCCAACCAGACGUCCUCCCGCUCCCACGCCGUGCUCCAGGUGGCCGUGCGCCAGCGCAGCCGGGUCAAGAACGUCCUGCAGGAGGUGCGGCAGGGCCGCCUGUUCAUGAUCGACCUGGCUGGCUCCGAGCGGGCCUCCCAGACACAGAACCGUGGGCAGCGCAUGAAAGAGGGGGCCCACAUCAAUCGCUCGCUGCUGGCCCUGGGCAACUGCAUCAACGCACUGAGUGACAAGAGCAGCAACAAGUACAUCAACUAUCGUGACAGCAAGCUCACCCGGCUCCUGAAGGAUUCCCUGGGGGGAAACAGCCGCACGGUGAUGAUCGCCCACAUCAGCCCAGCGAGCAGUGCCUUUGAGGAAUCCCGGAACACCCUGACCUACGCUGGCCGGGCCAAGAACAUCAAGACCAGGGUGAAGCAGAACCUGCUCAACGUCUCCUACCACAUCGCGCAGUACACCAGCAUCAUCGCCGACCUGCGGGGCGAGAUCGACAGGCUCAAGUGCAAGAUGGACAAGCAGGGUGGGCGGGGCCAGGCCCACGGCCGGCUGGAGCGGGGCGACAUCUGCCACAUCCAAGCCAAGGUCCAGCUGCACAGCGAGAAGGGUGAGCAGGCUGAGAUGGGACAGCUGCGGGAGCAGCUCAUCAGCGCCUUCCAGGAGCAGAUGGACGUGCGGAGACACCUGCUGGAGCUGGAGAACCACGCCAUGGAGGUGCAGAUCGACACCUCCCGCCACCUGCUCACCAUUGCAGGCUGGGAGCACGAGAAGUCACGCAGGGCACUCAAGUGGAGGGAAGAGCAACGCAAGGAGUCCUACACCAAGGACGACAGUGAGAAGGACUCGGACACAGGCGAUGACCAGCCAGACAUCCUGGAGCCCCCUGAGGUGGCCUGCGCCCGGGAGAGCAUCGCUGCCCUGACGGGGGAGCAGAAGAAGCUGCGAAAGCAGAAGCUGACGCUGGAGCAGCGCUGCCGAGAGCUGCGCGCGCGCGGCCGGCGCCUAGAGGAGACGCUGCCGCGGCGCAUCGGCUCCGAGGAGCAGCGCGAGGUGCUCAGCCUGCUGUGCCGCGUGCACGAGCUCGAGGUGGAGAACACGGAGAUGCAGUCGCACGCGCUGCUCCGCGACGGCGCGCUCCGCCACCGCCGCGAGGCCCUGCGCCGCCUGGAGCAGCACCGCAGCCUCUGCGACGAGAUCAUCCAGGGCCAGCGGCAGAUCAUCGACGACUACAGCUUGGCCGUCCCGCAGCGCCUGCAGGAGCUGUACGACGUGUACGUGCGAGCGCAGGACGAGGGCAGCCUGGAGCGGGCCGCCAUCAUGGACCGCGUGGCCUCUGGGGCCCUGCAGGACAGCUCCUUGCCCAAAAUUAGCAGAGCAGGAACCUUGCCGACCCCAGAGUCCGACCCAGAGAGCGUGAAGACGCUGAGCUCCGAAGCCCAGCUCCUGCAGGGCAGCUUCCUGCCUCCGAUCAGCACAGAGAGCUCCCCCCUAGGGUGGGGGUGGGACCGCAGUGGGACCAGCCUGGUCAACAGAUGCCCAUCCUCCUCUGCCAACCUCAGUGAAGCCAACCACGUGUCCAAGGCCGGUUCUGGGGCCUGGCAGGUGAAGAGCUCCUCUGUGCCCACCCCACCACCCAUCCAGAUUGGCAGCUUGGUGACGCAGGAGGCCCCCACUCAGGACAGCCUGGGCAGCCUGAGCGGCCGGAUCAACUCCUCCCCUGACAGCAGUGAGAACCUGUCAGAGAUCCCUUUGUCCUGCAAAGAGAGGAAGGAGAUCCUGACGGACACCAAGUGCAUCUCGGUGAAGGCUGCCCGGCGACGCUCUCGGGCCCUGGGCGCCGAGGGGCGCCACCUGCUGGCACCCAGCAUGGAGCGCAGCAGCCUGUCCCUGCACUCGCUGAGCGAGGCUGACGAUGCGCGGUCCCCCGGCCUGCUGGCCUGCAAGCGGCCACCCAGCCCCAUGCUGCAGCACGCUGCCAGUGAGGACAACCUGUCCAGCAGCACGGGUGAGGCCCCAUCCCGGGCCGUCGAGCAUCGUGGCGAUGGCCCCGGGCCCUGGCUGCGUGGCCAGAAGAAAAGCCUGGGCAAGAAACGGGAGGAGUUGCUGGAGGCAAAGAGGAGGAAGCGGAGGUCACAGUCCUUUGAGGUCACAGGGCAAGGGCUCUCCCGCCCCAAGACACACCUCCUGGGGCCCCAUCCCGCGCAGAGCAUCUCGGACCACAGGGUGCAAGUGUGCGGGCACCCAGCCUCUGGUACCCGGCAUCUGGGAAAGGUCUCCCUGCCUAUGGCCAAGGUCAAACUCCCUCCAAGCCAGAACCCAGGUCAGUACCAGCAAAGGAGGGAAUGGGAGGGGAGCGCUUGGUCAGCCCAGGGAGGAAGCAUGUGGAGCUCCCUGCCCUAUGGCUGCCCCUUGCUGGAAACAGGGUUCUUGAAGAAUAUUUGUGGGGCUGGCACCUUGGGGGUGUGCCCCUAGGGAGUUCAGAGCCACUGGGUGAUCAGAGGGGACGGAGGGGCAUUCCUCAAGCACUGCUCGUGGCCCUUCCCCUGUUGCAGGCCCUGGGGACUCCUCACCCCUCGCUGUCCCCUCCAACCCAGCUGGUGUUUCCCAGCGGGCUACCCGGGGGCCCCGCCUGCCCCAUGGCACAAGCACCCAUGGCAAAGAUGGACGCUUCCAACAUAACUGAGGGGCCCUGCCUGGAACCGGCCCUCCUGCCCCCAAGACUGAAUGGGGGGUAGCAGGAAAUGGGAGAUGGAGGCUGGGCAGACGGGGGUGCCCUGCGAGCAGGAGCUCAGGAUCUCAGAAGGCGGGGGCUCCUGAGACCCCGGAACGGUGAGGGUGCCUGCCCAACACUUCCGUGCUUGCGGUGCCACUGGGAAAGGGAGGUGAGCCCAGGAAGCACGGCGGGAUGGCAGGGCUCCCUGGCCUCCCAGCCCUGGACAGAAAACCCUGCUGCCAAAACCCCGUUCUGAGACCUGUGGCCCGACUUGGCCUCAGAAAUGGGGGGGGAGGGAACUGUUAAUGGGACAGGGCUCCUGGGCCCACAUCUGGGGCAGGAACAUUCCCAUGCUGUGCUUGGGGUCGGGGAGGGAAUCUGGUUUUGUUACUUAGCAGUGGCUUCCGCCCCCACCAAGCCCCCUUUUUAACAAUAAAAUCCCGUUUGAGUCUU